AUGGAAACUCUUUCAUAUGGUUCUGCACCAUGUUGUCAAGUUGUGAACACAAAGACAAAAUCAGUGAAAAAUAGCUUGAAUUCAUCAUCUCAAUCAAAGGUUUCUUAUGAUAGAAAACAUGGAGUUUGUUUUACCAAUAAUGUUUUCAAAAUUGGGUCAGUGAGGUUUUUGGAAAAGGGUCAUCAACAAAGAGGGUUUAGGUCACAAAGUGGGUUUGGAGGCUCUAGAAGAUUGAAAUUCAAGGUUAAUAGUGGAAGGUAUGGUGAUUAUGUGAUUAAUGAAGAAGAAGCAAGAGAUAUUGUAGGGAUAGAUGAACCUGCUUCCAAGGUUUUGAUUCCUGGUUUGCCUGAUGAGUUAAACGGUGAAUCCGGUGCGAUAGUAAGUAGUUGUUUUAAGGGAUGGAAACCUAAAUUGAAUGUACACUAUGAAAAAGCUGGGUGUGAAAAUGUGGACUCUCCGAAUGUUCUCUUUUUGCCAGGUUUUGGGGUUGGUUCUUUUCAUUAUGAGAAGCAGUUGAUGGAUUUAGGUCGUGAUUUUCGAGUCUGGGCGCUGGAUUUUCUAGGACAAGGAAUGUCUUUGCCUUUUGAAGAUCCUACUCUUUCUAAAGAAGAUGGGAUUACUUCAAGUGGAAAUGUUUCUUCUUGGGGUUUUGGAGAUGAAACCGAACCUUGGGCGACUGAGCUUGUGUAUUCGGUUGAUUUAUGGCAAGAUCAAGUUCGGUACUUCAUUGAAGAGGUCAUCGGUGAACCGGUCUAUCUUGUAGGAAACUCACUUGGAGGAUAUGUUGCUUUAUAUUUUGCCGCAUGCUAUCCUCAUUUAGUGAAAGGCGUGACAUUGCUUAAUGCAACACCUUUUUGGGGGUUUCUACCAAAUCCAAUAAAAUCGCCCGGACUUGCCAAAAUAUUUCCAUGGGCUGGAACGUUCCCUCUACCUUCAAAUAUAAAGAAACUUACCGAGUUACUGUGGGAGAAAAUUAGUGAUCCGAAAAGUAUUGCGGACGUACUUAAUCAGGUUUAUGCAGAUCAUUCAAUAAACGUGGAUAACGUUUUUUCACGCAUAAUCGAAACCACUAGGCAUCCGGCUGCUGCAGCAUCAUUUGCUUCAAUUAUGUUUGCUCCUCAAGGCGAAUUAUCCUUCAGCGAAACGUUAUCCAGAUGUCGAGAAAACAAGGUGCCGAUUUGUCUUAUGUACGGAAAAGAAGAUCCCUGGGUGACGCCGCUGUGGGGACUUCAGGUUAAAAGGAAGGUUCCUGAAGCUCCGUAUUAUCAAAUCAGCCCCGCUGGUCAUUGCCCUCAUGAUGAAGUCCCUGAGGUCAUAAAUUUCUUACUUCGCGGAUGGAUUAAAAACCUAGAAUCUGAGGGCUCUGCCUCAUUACCUCUGCUUGAAGACAUAGAAACUAUGAAUCACAGUAUUGAAAGGGAGUUAGAAUUUCCCAGGAAAGGAUCGAAAAAAUCAGUAAAGGUCAGAUAUUUUGUUUCUAGUAUCUCACUUUGGGAGAGGAUAAGAUCUUACAUCAAAUACUACUCAAAGUUCAGGAAGUUGGUAUCUGAAUCCCAAUGA
Lathyrus sativus (Indian pea) is the source of this 1560-nucleotide messenger RNA. The record is from the annotation of a GenBank genome assembly. Lineage: Eukaryota; Viridiplantae; Streptophyta; Magnoliopsida; Fabales; Fabaceae.